GAAGAGGUAGACGACAAUGAUGGUGAGACGAUAGGAAGCUGGGGCCGAUCAGGUGAUUUCUGUUAUCUGUUGAUCCGGUUGAGUGUGAUACGGGAGAAUCUUGCCGGACAUGUGACCCGUCAUUGUGUAAAGUCAGGGGGAGUUACAAGGGGGUCAAAGACUCUAACCGACCACGUUGUUCUGACUGAAGGAAAGAAGGGUGUAUAGUGAUGGCUUCCAGGAGUCCACGUUAAACAGGAUUCUAUACACUUGGAAGAUCACGGGCUUACCUCCAAUGGCAGUAAUUUCAAAUAAAGGUUUGAAGUUCUUCCUGUUGGUAUGCCUGCUGCUUGUGUGCCUGUUCAUGUGGCAGUUCGCGCGGGGGGUGGACCAUUCUAUUUUUAUCAGGGAGGGGCGUUACACCGAACACCGUGACGUCAUCAGAGAACACAUUGUUCAAGACGUGGAAAUUGACAGGCGGAGUAUUGUCCUUGCUGCGAGAGAGCUACUCAAGGGGAGGGAAACGGAAGAGCAGCCACAACGUCACGUGAUCUGUCCCAACUUCAAUGGCGGACUGGGUAAUAUGCUCUUCCAGUAUGCCUCUGCCUACGGAAUAUCAAGAAGGGUCGGCCUGGACAUCCUGGUCAAGGCGGACGCAGAGGUAUUCCAAGUGUUUGACGUCUGGGCCAAGGUUUCCAGCGAGAAGACUGUUUGUCCAAAAGCCAAGAUAAUCAAGGAGAAACACAGUGGUGUUUACGAACACAGCCUUAUGUCCAUUCGGAAUAACGCGGACUACGUAGCCAAAGGCUAUCUUCAGUCCUGGAAGUAUUUUGAACCUUUCAAGGUUGAAAUACGUAAACAGUUGCGAUUUAGAGGCGACAUUGAGAGAAAGGCCUUCGACAUUCUUGACUCAUCAUUAAGUGAAAAAUAUGGCAAGAGGAACUAUUCCUCCCGGACUCUGGUGGGCGUCCAUGUUCGUCGAGGGAAUCUUAUGAACAAGCAUGAACGAGAAUAUGGUUACAAAGUUGCUACUCCAGGCUAUAUCAAGAAAGCUUUAGCAUUUUUUACAGAUAAAUAUAGACACGUUACCUUUGUUGUUUGCUCCAAUGAUAUGAAAUGGAGUCGGAACUACGUUAACGUUACUGACGUAAUAUAUGUUGAAGGUAACCCGAGAGAAGUGGAUCUCGCGUUACUCUCGUCUUUGAAUCAUACCAUUUUGACAGUUGGUACAUUUGGAUGGUGGAGCGCCUGGAUGGCGAAUGGGACAACGUUAUUUUUUAAAGACUACGCCAAAAAUGGGACACGAUUUGCGAAAGAAUUUUCACCGGACCACAGUGAUUAUCUAUACCCAGGUUGGAUAGGAAUGUGACUGCUAACAUCUUUCAAAUUUAGAAACAUUGCCUUUGGUGUCUUUUUUACGUCGUGCACAACUCAGUAACUAAGAUACGCUGAAACUGUGGUUGUUUACGGGAAUAGCAUUUACAAGGGGACCGCCCACUUGACUCGCUCGGCAGAAAACUAGUGUUUCCUAUUUUUACGAAGUGAUUUCCACGCAAGGUAAACCCAGAAAUCGCUUUGAACAAAACUAAAUUGUGAAAUAAGAUGAAUAAUUAGCAAAUGGUAUUGAAACACGUAGUUUAAAGUUUAAAAUCACAACGGGAAAUACAAUGUGUCAAAAAUGUGAUAGAAGCAAUAAUUAACAGGCCCUACAAUGCACUCACGAAUGUUCAGAAUUUUCAUUGUCAUAUGUCUUGAAAGAUGCUCGUGGCGGGCAGGAACUCAGUGUUUUCAGAAACGUAUCUCAUCCGCACUAGCCAAGUAAAUAAGAUCCAAGUCAGGUGGUUCCAGGGCCUCGAAACUCUCUCGUGUAGCUCUUAUAUAGGUAAUGCCAACCUUCUAGAAAAUGACAAAUCGUCUCGAAUGCUCAAGCUGGCAUGUGUUUGUCAACAACCAUGGGAGGUAACUCUAAAUCGCAGUUCCUGUUACAAUCUACAAAAUCCUGAAGUUGAAUAUUAGUAUUAGAUUUCCGACAAGCCCUAAAAAAUUGAAACUGUUUUAUCAAAAAUCUAUUUCAAUAAGUUGGCACCAUCUGUGGGAUGUGGCACUACCGGUUGACAUAUGUAUACUCAGACCAUCUGUAAAAGUCACCGUCGUAAAAGACGUGAUGACGUGAUUAUGACACGUCUCCGACUUUGAAACUGUUGGCUAAAUGCCUACCUGAGUACCAUUCAUUAGGCGAUCUCUUCUUAAUGUGGCCAUUGCAAUAUGGAAACGCCUGAAAAUGUGGAACACUACCUAAUUAAAUACUCUGGGCAUAAUAACAUAAGACAUAAAAUCUCAGACGUGCUUGAAGUUGAGGUCACAUUUCUUUUAGCUACAGUUUCGGGCCCCAAUAACAUGUAUAGCUCCGUGCAUCGGGCAGUUUUAGAUUUUGUCUCUUCAUCUGGAAAAUAUGAUGUAAUUUCUCAGAUGACUUUAAAUCGUAUUAAUAUUUUAUCAUGUUGAUCUACUGCUUCCUUAUCGAACGAGUAUUUCAUGAUUCAGAAAUGAAAGUGUCUGCGUAAGGUUUUAAUCAAUAUCAUGAAGCAGGGGUUAUUCUUCUCUUUUUUUCUUUUUCGCAUUAUUAAUUUUCAUGUGUAAUGUAUACGUGUAUCCAAAUGAAUGAUACUUUUGCUGA
Messenger RNA from Haliotis rufescens (red abalone), 2656 nucleotides. RefSeq names its product galactoside alpha-(1,2)-fucosyltransferase 2-like. The record is from RefSeq and is a predicted model, not a curated record. Gene Ontology annotation, biological process: carbohydrate metabolic process. The transcript has 3 exons. Gene Ontology annotation, cellular component: membrane. Bases 275 to 1348 code for a protein of 357 amino acids. NCBI's taxonomy places the organism in Eukaryota, Metazoa, Mollusca, Gastropoda, Lepetellida, Haliotidae. Gene Ontology annotation, molecular function: galactoside 2-alpha-L-fucosyltransferase activity.